Molecule: messenger RNA, 405 nt
Organism: Cooperia oncophora
Lineage: Eukaryota; Metazoa; Nematoda; Chromadorea; Rhabditida; Trichostrongylidae
Source: the annotation of a GenBank genome assembly
AUGCUAACUUCAUCAACUGUAUUCUUCAAACAAUCUAAUAUCCACAGGCACGCAGCUGAGCUGAUCUCCGCACUACUAAUGGUGGUUUUCACUAUCUCCUCCGUCAUAGGUUCUGCUUUUGUGGACAAGUAUCCGAGACGCUUUCUCGUGCUCUUCUCCGGGAUCUUAAGCAAUAAGUAUGGAGCUAUUGUCUUCAUUCCGCUCUUCACAAUACCGUCAUGCAUCUGUCUCGUGUUCAUCUAUCUAUAUCUUCCGGAGACAAAGGGUAAAGAAAUUGAAGAGAUCAUUAAGGAGAUGUUCACGAUGGCAAAAAAGUCGCCAAUGACGGGCGAAGAGAGUUCCCAGCGGGUACGACCAGCAUGUGAUAUAUUUGCAACAAAAUCGUCUUCGGUUGUUUCGACGUGA